This is a messenger RNA of Zerene cesonia (dogface butterfly), 2105 nucleotides long. RefSeq names its product geranylgeranyl transferase type-2 subunit alpha (gene RabGGTa). The record is from RefSeq and is a predicted model, not a curated record. Gene Ontology annotation, cellular component: Rab-protein geranylgeranyltransferase complex; cytoplasm. The transcript is spliced from 10 exons. Gene Ontology annotation, biological process: protein geranylgeranylation. Gene Ontology annotation, molecular function: protein binding; Rab geranylgeranyltransferase activity. Bases 273 to 1862 code for a protein of 529 amino acids. NCBI's taxonomy places the organism in Eukaryota, Metazoa, Arthropoda, Insecta, Lepidoptera, Pieridae.
ACUACCCGUGAUGAUUUUUUUUUCUGAUCACCUAUAUUAUUAUCUUUUAGAUUUUAGAAUAAGAAGACUUUUAUUGUACAGCAUAUUGAAUAUUACACACAAAAUAAAUUGAAAACAAUCAUUUGUGUCUUAUAAACAUCAGUUGGAAAAAUAUUGGUUAAGAAUUUCGCGAAUGUUAUACCUACUGCACUUAUAAAGUUGAUAUUUAUUAAAAAAUAUUGUUAUAAUACAGUUUACCUUCUUUCUAUCUCAAAUCCCUCAAGUUCUCGAAAAUGCAUGGACGAUUAAAGAUUCGCACUACAGAAGAAGAAAAGGCAAAAAAAGAGAGAGAGAGGCAAGAAAAGCUUAAAAUUUUCAAACAUGCAAUGCAAAAAAUCCAAAAUAAAAGAAAGCAAGGAGAACUGGACGAGGAACAGUUAAAUCUUACUGGAAAUGUUUUAAGCUCAAAUCCUGAUAUUUACACUUUAUGGAAUAUAAGAAGAGAAAUUCUUACUGACUUCAGGAAUAAUAAAACUGAAGAAGAAAUUUCGAAACUCUAUGAUGCUGAAUUAAGUCUCACAGAAUAUUGCUUAAAAAUAAAUCCAAAAUCUUAUUGUGCCUGGCAUCAAAGGGAGUGGGUUCUUACAACCAGGUCCGAUCCAGAUUGGAAAAAAGAGCUUGCAUUAUGCAAUACUUACUUAAAAUUAGAUGAGAGAAAUUUUCACACAUGGGAUUAUAGAAGAUUUGUUGUGAGUCAAUGUAAGCCAUCUCUAAAAGAAGAAUUUGAUUAUACUACAGAAAAAUUACAUGAUAACUUUUCAAACUAUUCUGCUUGGCAUUAUAGAAGUAAGAUGUUGCUGCAAUUAUAUCCAGAUUUAGAAGGAGGAAGACCUAUACAAGAUAAUCAUCAUAAACAUGAACUGAAAAUGGUGUUAAGUGCUGCAUUUACUGACCCAGAUGACACAAGUGCCUGGUUUUACCAGAGAUGGUUAUUAGGUGCUGUAAAAAUUACUACUGAAGUAGUAGUAUGCACGGUAACUGCAUUAAAGACAUCCAUUGCCUUUAAUCAUACUGUUUCUAUUGAUUAUGUAGAUUCUAAAGUUAAACUAUUUAUAAAUGAUGUCAAAGUAGAUGGGGAAUGGUUUUCAUGUACUGGCUGUGAAAAUGAUGAUCUGUGGAUCUUUAAGAACAACCAAAUAAUUACUGAUAAGCUAAUUAUUAAGUUAGAGCAUAGUGUAAGUGAUGAUGAAAAAGAAGUUAUACAACUUGAAGAGUGCAAGCCAAGCUAUUAUGUUGGAAAGAAUAAAAUCAACUUUCAAAACAAGUAUUCUGUAUCUGUGUUAGAAGAACUGAAUGAGCAGUUAGAUGCAUGUCGUCAAUUACUUAUUCUAGAACCUGACAACAGAUGGACUCUUCUUACAACUACCUUCUUUUUGCAAUGCAUCGAUUCAAAAGCGUAUCACAAAGAAAUCAUUGGCAAUCUGGAUUUGUUAAUGAAACUUGAUAAACAAAGAGCAGGUUAUUACUGUGACCUGAAAUCUAAAUGGUUGAUAGAAUUUAUGCUUACAGAAGACUACAUGAAGAUGAACCUUGAUUAUAAUGUUGCAUUUAAAAAUCUUACUAGCUUACCUCAUUUGGUAUACUAUAGCUAUUGUGAAGAUGUAGACCUUUCAAAUCAAAGCCUCACUUCCAAAGUAUUACCAAGCCUCGUAAAAUUACAACACUGUAAGAAACUUAAUUUAUCUAACAACAAAUUAACAACAUUAAAUGGAUUCCCAUUACUACAGUUGGAAGAACUCAAGGUUAUAGAAGGAAAUAAUUUAAAUACAGAAGAUAUAGAACAAUUUAAAAAGAAACAUGAUUACAUAAAACUAAUAGUUUAAUACAUGGUACAGAUUUUGUACUAUAAUUUUUACCACAUUUUAUAAUCAGAUCUUUGAAAUUGUAUUAUUUUUAAUGUCUAAAAUUAAUGCGUGGUAGUGUGAAUUCUUUAUUUGGUCUUUUAAACAUGCUGCCUACUUGAUUAUGAAAUCUACAUACCAUUUUUACUUUUGUAUAUGACAGACGAAUUAAAUUAAUAAUGGUGGCCUUAUUAAUUACAGUAACAAUGCUUAAAAAAUAUGUUA